AUGGUGUUGAUUGGUAAUGGGUUGGAUAAUUUGUUCUUGGCCGUGUGCUUCCUAUUGUUUGGUAUUCUACUCAUGGAUUCACAAGAUGAGAACCAAAGCUUCACUACACUCUUACAAUCGGGGUUGCAAAACUACCAAGAAAUUCCAUCUCAACCUAAAAUGAAAUCUACUAAAAAAACAAACUUCUUUAUUGAAGAAGACAUUCUACUAGUAAAGGCUUGGAUCAAUACUAGCACUAAUCCAAUUCAAGGGACUGAUCAAAAAGGUAGCAAAUUUUGGGAUAGAAUUUGGAAGGAGUAUCAUGAGAACAAGAAAGAAGACACAGUGGAACGUUCAGUUCAUUCUUUAUCUAAUUGGUGGUCAUCAAUUCAAAAGUUUACAAACAAAUUUUGUGGGUACUUGGCACAAGUUGAAACAAAGAAUCCAAGUGGUACUACUGAGCAAGAUAAGGAUAUGUACCGGGACGAAUACUCUAUUGGGUUUCAAUUUGAACAUUGUUGGAAAUUGUUGAAGACCUUGCCGAAAUGGAAGCAGUUGAAGCCAGUACUGAGAAAGAAAUCCAUAAGUCCUCCUCAACCUGUGAUACAUCUAGGUGAUGACAAUGAUGAUGAAAAUGAUAUUGUUGACUUGGAGAGACCUAUAGGCAAGAAGGCCGCGAAAGAGAGAGAGAAAAAAAUAAAGAGCAAAGAUUGUGGAGAUAAAGAGAUUAUGACAGAGGUUUUGACUGAAUUAAUGGAAGUGAAAAAAAGAUCAUAUGAGGAGAGAAUGAAAAUUAUUGAUACGGCAAAAGAAGAGAUUGUUCGUAUUGAGAAACAAAAGCUUGAGAUUGAACUUAGGAAAGAGGCAAGAGAACAAAAGAAAGAGGAAAGAGAAAUUAUGAUGAUGGAUACAAGCUACUUGUCAUCAAUUCAGCUUGAAUGUAUUCAAUCUCUCCAAAUGGAAAUCAUGCAGAAGCGUAGGACUAACUAG
Alnus glutinosa is the source of this 969-nucleotide messenger RNA. Its product is annotated as glutathione S-transferase T3-like. NCBI's taxonomy places the organism in Eukaryota, Viridiplantae, Streptophyta, Magnoliopsida, Fagales, Betulaceae. The record is from RefSeq and is a predicted model, not a curated record. The transcript is spliced from 3 exons. The coding region runs from base 1 to 969 and encodes 322 amino acids.